AAAUUCACGAGGAAAUGUGAAUGUGAUAGAUCAAUUUGAAUCAGACGGUUCUACUGGCUUCCAUUGAGUACUGCAGCUGUUUAUGAAUGGGUUUUGUCACUCUGUCAUUGUAUAAACGUGCGUUAACAUUUUCGUGUAAAAAUCGUCGGCUUUGCGGCUGGUCUAAAGGUUUUUUUGACAGGAAGCUAUCGAAUUUCACGGGCGACUGACUUCUGUGACGUAAAUACGUCUCAAACAUUAUGCAUCUUCCUCGCUCGGUCGCUUCCGUGUUACGAAUUCGCGACCAUCACGACUGCAAAACUUUGCAAACUAUGGAGGAAAAUUCGCCCGAAGACGCACAAGAUGGACGAUUCACCCUCCGAACAGAAGUUAAGAAUUGCAUUCGGCACGUUUACGAAGCUCUGGCAGACGCUAACGGUGCAGACGAAACAGGCAAAGUUGCAAAGUCUAAAUUACAGCUACUUUGUGCUACCAUAAGUAGAGACACAUCGAUUCCCUACCUAGCCGAUGAUCUGACCAACUUCAAAGAGAACGAGACAAGCCUACUGUACACGGAGUUUAUAGAAUAUCUUGAGGAACGAUUGCUCGUAAAAGCAAGUGAGACCAUAGACCAAAGCAAAAUCCAGCAACUCUCAUGGACAAUAGUACAACAAAAAUUCUUCAAGCCAGAAGAACAUGUAUUAUCAGAGGCUGAAGCAUAUGAACAGUGGCUGGUGUUUAACAUCCUCGACAUAGAUGAAGUGUCAAAUGUUCAUAAACAAGAGCUUGGGAUUCUUCUUGAGAAGUUAGUACAUGCCAUUGGAAAAGUUUGGGAUUCAAAGCCACUGGAAGAGUUCUGCAUCGAAGAGGAAAUGACCUUCUGGAAAUAUCUGGAAUGCCUUGAGAAAUGCUAUCUUAAUGGCGUCGAUAAAAGCAUUUACAAAGAGGGGCUGGAUGAGAUGAGGGACUAUGUCAUCCACGAGGUGAUCAAGCAAGGCUACCUUAUCAAGAAGGGUCACAUGGUGAAGUCCAUGAAGGACCGCUGGUUUGUUCUCAAGGCUGGACACCUAUCCUACUUCACCAACCGCAGCUGUAGCGAGAAAAAAGGAGAGAUCAUCGUUACCAAGGAUACCAAAGUGAUAACUGCCGCUGACAGCCGGAAGUACCGGUUUAAUGUGGUAUGUGGAAAAACCAAGACUCACUAUGACCUGGAAGCCAGGGAUCAGAGAACAAGACAGGAGUGGCUUGUCGCCAUCCAGAAAGCUAUAGAUGCAGCUGAGGGACCAAGUGUACAGAAGAAGGAACGCAUGCAAAGAAGAAUAGACCGAAACGAGCAGAGACUCGCCAAGCUGGAAAAAGAACGGAAGGAAAGGGAGCAACAAGAACUGCUCCUCGAGCAACAACGCGAACUUGAGUUGCUGCGACAAAAAUACUCCGAUGCCGAGGCCCAGGCGAUCCUAGAGGCAGAGAAUCUUCAAGAAGAGAAACGGAGACGCGAGGAGCUAGAGAGACUGCACCAAGAGCUCCAAAACAUUCUACUUGCUGAAAAGGAAGCGAGAGAAGCGGAGACAAACGCGCGUGCACUGCAAGAAAAACUGCUGGAGGAAGAGAAGAAAAGAUUGGAGGAGCUCGAGAGGUUGAAGGAGGAGAAGGACAAGAUGCUGGAGGAGGAGUUGAAGAAGCGGGAAACUUUAGAAGAAAAGCAGAAACUGCAAGAUAAGAUACUCGAGGAGGAAAGAAAGAGACUUGAAAAUCUCGAGAAAGAACGCCAAGCAGCUCAACAAGCGAUGCAAGAGGCCCACGAUAAACUCGCAGCUGCUGAGGAAGCCGCCAAGAAAGCGUCCGAAGAAGCCAAGAAGAAAGUGAGAGAAAUAAAAACCUGUUCAGGCCUUGCUCGUCCGAUCGGUCCACACAAUCCAGCUUUUAUUACACACAGAGGGAUUGGAGCUUUCUGCGAGGGAGACUUCGAAAAGAUAGUUAAACAUCAUGAAAAGCUGCCGCCCAGAGUGAUGCCAAAGCCUAAGAAAAAGCCAAACGGAGAGUCAGUUACCGAGGAGGGUGAGGUAAAUAUAGAGGCCGGAAUUGCGAACGAAGAACAGGUCGAGCAAGAAGAAGCUCUUAAUAAUUCCCAAGUAUCGGGUGAGAUUAACCAGGCAGAAGAGGAUGAUGUAGAUAAAGAUAAAGAUGUAGAGGAGAAACCUGCUGAUGCAAUCGUAAAUACAGUUUCUGAUGAUGUCCGAGAAACUGUCCAAUGUGUUAAUACAGUUUCUGAUGAUGUCCAAGAAACUGUCCAAUGUGUUGAUGGCAGUACGUCAAGUGGCCACGAAAUCACACCAUGUAAUGAUGAUGCCAAGCCUCAGGUCGAAGAAAAGUCAGAAGGCGUAGAUGAGGCACCGAAAGGUGAGACAGAUAAAGCUGAAGAAAGCCAACCUAUAGCAUCAGAGAACAAGACAAAUAUAGCAGAGGAAAACCAGUCAGACGUGCCGGAGAGCGGUGAGCAAAAAAAGAGAGAAGAGAAAACACAGGAGACGAAAGCAGAAAGCACUAGCGUACAAGACGAAGCCACGGAAUAGCUGAGAGUAAACAAGAGACUAAGGCAGUAGACUCACUUGUGCUAGGGAAACCAAACCACGACUAUACCAGUGACUAUAGAUACUCAUUCGGUUAGUCAUCGAGUAGAAUAAUAAGGUUUGAGGUUCCUCUUGUGUGUAUUUCGAACGUUGGAAUACUGGUGGAUACCGGGGGGGGGGGGGGGGGGGGGUUAAAAAGUAGACGGGGACGUGAUCGCCAGCUCUUUUAUGGUAUAAAAUUUGGACCAACUGCCACCCCUUAGGGUGUGUUGAAGGAUUUUUGAUUUUUCCGAUUUUGUCAUCUCUUAGGGUAUAACAGUCGACCAUCUACUAUUCUUAAGGUGAUGUUUAACGUUUUUUCCGAUUCUGUUAUCUCUUAAAAUAAUCCUUCGACAACACCCAAUUUGCUAUAUCUCAGGGGUAUUUGCCGACGAUCAUCCCCGUCUGUUUUUAUCUGUGUCUGUGUUUAUUCCCCCUCGGGAGUGGAUACUGAAAUACACUUACAUACGUGUUUGUCAGAAUAUGUUCUUAGUUGAAACUUUCAUGGGAAGGUUCGCGAUGUAUAGUUAUCAAACAUUUGGUUUGUAUGAGAAACAAGAUUUUUUUGGCUAAUUUAAAUGUUAUAACUGGCUCUUUUAUAAAUGAUGUUUAGUUGAGUUCUUGAAUAGGUUCUUCAAGAAGUGAUGGAUGCAAACAUCCGUGACAAUACAUUAUGUCCCAAAAAGACUUAAUGAUGUCCUAGGGCACUCUCACAAUGUGAUAAAAGUUGUAUUUAAAAAAAAUAUAUAUAUGGGCUGUACUUUGCUGCUGAACUUUGUUUGACCGGCUAUACCAAAAAUUAAAAAUAAGGGGAAGAGGAGCUCUUUUGGUCUGCUUUUGUUCUUUUUUUGGUGUAAAUUCUGUUAAAAAAUUGGUGUCAAUAAAUUAAAGCCAAAAACAUG
Molecule: messenger RNA, 3490 nt
Organism: Nematostella vectensis (starlet sea anemone)
Lineage: Eukaryota; Metazoa; Cnidaria; Anthozoa; Actiniaria; Edwardsiidae
Product: switch-associated protein 70
Exons: 7
Coding region: 240-2552 (770 amino acids)
Cellular component (GO): cytoplasm; nucleus
Source: RefSeq, a predicted model, not a curated record